AUGCUUUCUUUCUUUUUCUUUCAGAACCUUGACAUUCUUCCCUUUCUUUCUUCUUCAAUUUUCUUUUUCUUUUUUCUUUCAGAACCUGGACUUUCUUUUUUUCAUUGCAUUUGUUUCUGUUUCAAUCAUUUCCUUUUCUAUCAAAUCUGUGCAUACACUUUCAUCUAUCUAUCUAUCUAUCUAUCUAUCUAUCUAUCUAUCUAUCUAUCUAUCACAGUCUGCUCAUUAUCUAUUACAGUCUUUUGUUCAUUAUUUAUCUAUCUGCCUAUCACAAUAUGUUCAUUAUCUAUCUAUCUGUCUAUCACUGUUCAUUAUCUAUCAAUGUCUGUACAUUAUCUAUAUAUUACAGUCUGUUUAUUAUCUAUCUUCUAUCACAGUCUGUUCAUUAUCUAUCUAUCCAUCCAUCAGUAUUUUCAUUAUCUAUCUAUCUAUCUAUCUAUCUAUCUAUCUAUCUAUCUAUCUAUCUAUCUAUCUAUCUACCUAUCUAUCACAGUAUGUUCAUUAUCUGUCUAUCUAUCACUGACCUAUCAUUAUCUUUUUCUGUCUGUUCAUUAUCUAUCAAUCUAUCACAGUCUCUUCAUUAUUUAUCUAUCACUCUCUGUUCAUUAUCUAUCUAUCACUCUCUGUUCAUUAUCUAUCACAGUCUAUUCAUUAUCUAUCUAUCUACACUGUUAUUAG
Acanthosepion pharaonis is the source of this 678-nucleotide messenger RNA. The record is from the annotation of a GenBank genome assembly. NCBI's taxonomy places the organism in Eukaryota, Metazoa, Mollusca, Cephalopoda, Sepiida, Sepiidae.